AUGUUGGGGUGGAUCACUGGGCAGAAUGGCGAGGCAGCAGGCUCCGCAGACGACUCAAAACUACCAGAGCCGCCAGAGACCCCCGCGCCCGUCUUCGCAAUACGCGCCUUCAAAAGCGCCCUUUUUGGGACACCAGGAGCUGAAGAGGAUGAGAACGGAGAACCCUCUGUUCGUCCGAAGCGCCAUGCUGAUCGUCUUCAGCAGAGGGAGGGUACAGUUCCACAAGCAGCUGAAGAACGACAAGCCGACGCGAAGGAAGACAAAAAAGAAGAUCAACAGCCAGCUCCGCAGUCAGCGGCAUCGCCGACGAAGAGUAUCCUAGUCACCCCGGGAACCACCUCCAAUCGCCGCAAAACCGUCUCGUUUGGUGAUGUUGUUCUCCAUAAUGACCAGGAGAAGGAUUUGGUUUUAUCCAAAACAGCGAAUACGACCUUCCAUCCUCCUUCUGGAAACGUCUCGUGUCAAUGGAUGUCGGGCCAAUCGGAGGGUAAGAGCAAGCCUAGAAGCAAGCUCACCCAGACCUUACUGGAUGCACGCGAAGAGUCUACGAAGGAGGAACUCCCAAGACAUAUCGAGCCGGCGAAAAUUGAUAAGGGCUCUGCCAAGGAGACGCAGGAGGCUCCUGUGCUCCCCAAAGCGGAGGAAAACAAUGACGAAACCAUCAACCUCGACGAACCACGUUCUCAAUCCGGCCAAUACUGGAAAGCCGAAUUUGAAAACUACCGGAAGAAGACAAAUCUGGAAAUGAGGAAGCUUAUUCAAUAUCGCUCUGCUGCAAAGUCUUACGCCCGUAAAAAGGAUGCAGAAGCACUACGCUUGGCGGAAAAACUCCGAGCAGAGGAGGCAAAGGUUGCUGAAAUGGAGCGCCAAGUCACCGGCCUUGCCUCGAACAUGGUUGGAGGAGCCGGAGAUGCCGACAAGGAGAAGCUUCUUCAGGAACUCGCAAAGCAAACAGCCUUGGCGGUGCAGUACAAACACAAGGUUGACACACUGCGCAAAGCUCUCGAACAGCACGGCGUUGUUGGCAGCCCCAAUGAGCAGCAAGAAGCGGAGAAUCCGUCUAAGGGAGUUGAUGAAGAACUUCGAAAGACGCAGCAGGCGCUGGAACAGGCAAAUGCGACAAUCGAAGAAAUGAAACGACAGCAGGGUGACUUAAAGAAGCUCCAGGAUCUAGUGCAGAGCUCAGAAAGAAAAGCGUCGGAACUCGAAAAGGAGAAUUACUCUCUUAAAGAGACUCUGGCACGCGUCAAACAGGAGAUGAACAAGUAUGAGGGCCGACGAAAGGAAAAGGAAGCGAAAUUGAAACAGAGAGAAGCCAAGUUGGAGAGUAGGAUCCAAGAGUACAGGGAGAAACUCAAGGCCGCUGCGAAAGAGCGUCGGGAAGCAGAGGAUGCUCUGAAGAGAUCCUUCCAGGAGGAGCGGAAAGGAUAUCAGGAACAAAUCGAGGCCUUGAAGAGUAAAAUCACUACCCUGGAACGUUUGGCGAGGGUAGGACACUCUGAAGAGAGCGCGUACAACCCUCGGAAGGACUACACAGGGGUACAGGUCCAGGACUUUGGAGCUCAACACGGUCAGCUGCGGAAACAGGCCAAAUAUAACUCGCAGCAUGACUUUCACGAUUCAAGGAGACCUGGCGGAGGCGUGAAAAUUUCGGAGCAAGACGCAGAACCGCUGAUUUGGUUGGAUGACUCUCCCCCGAGACUUUCUCACCGUCGCUCCAACACCCUUCCCGGCAAUGAUGACUUGGCAGUUCCACCAUCCUCGCCCCCUCCAUUGCCUGAGAACCGGCACUUGAAACAUCCGAGGCGUUCGUUCGAAUCUCCUCGUCCUACUAUGAUUACUUUCCCUACACAAGCAGCAGACCGAGAGGACCAUCCAAGGACGCGACAGCGCCACCCUCCCAAGAAGGAUGCUUCUGAUACUUUUGCUGCGCAGCACGCUGGCUCUGCAGCUCACGUGGGGUCAGAGUCCAUGUUGCAUAGCAGAGUGAGCUUAGCCAGCGUGAAACGAGAUGCUCUGUCUCCGGAGAGGAUAGCAGCUGCAAAAGCACGGCUGAAGCAAAAGGAAGAAAGCAGAAAAAAGGGGGAUGGCAAGGAAAAUAUCCGAGAGGUUCUGAUCUGA
Rasamsonia emersonii CBS 393.64 is the source of this 2121-nucleotide messenger RNA. RefSeq lists its product as uncharacterized. NCBI's taxonomy places the organism in Eukaryota, Fungi, Ascomycota, Eurotiomycetes, Eurotiales, Trichocomaceae. The transcript is spliced from 2 exons. The record is from RefSeq and is a predicted model, not a curated record. Bases 1 to 2121 code for a protein of 706 amino acids.